Selaginella moellendorffii is the source of this 4901-nucleotide messenger RNA. RefSeq names its product UDP-glucose:glycoprotein glucosyltransferase. The record is from RefSeq and is a predicted model, not a curated record. Gene Ontology annotation, cellular component: endoplasmic reticulum. The transcript has 37 exons. Bases 48 to 4787 code for a protein of 1579 amino acids. NCBI's taxonomy places the organism in Eukaryota, Viridiplantae, Streptophyta, Lycopodiopsida, Selaginellales, Selaginellaceae. Gene Ontology annotation, molecular function: UDP-glucose:glycoprotein glucosyltransferase activity.
GUUCGAUUCCAGCGAGGGGCUGCAACAAGGUUUAGGGUUUAUAGGCCAUGUCGAAGGCGCUGCUGCCGCUGCUGGCAUGGGUCGCGAUCCUGGUGCUGGCUGCAGCAGCGGCGCAUCGGCUCCACAAGAAUGUGAUCGUGGAGCUCCACGCCAAAUGGAGUGGGACGUCGCUGCUCUUGGAAAUGGGUGAGCUUGUGGCCAAGGAGAGGGAUGACAAUUUCUGGAAAUUCAUUGACUCGUGGAUCGAGCGGGAGGAGAAGGAGAGCCAGUCCUCCUCCAACAGCACCAGCAAUUGCCUAGAGCAGAUAUUAUCGCAAGGCUCCGCUUUGUUGGACGGUCACCUCGCGUCUCUCUUAGAUUUGUCCCUCUCGCUGCGCAGCGCGUCACCAAAGCUUGUUGUCUACGCACAGCUCGCGCAGGAAUCACUGUCAGCCUUCAACCUUCAUUCCGGAGGCAGUGAUCGGCCACGACCUCCACGGCAAAAGUGCUGCUGGGUGGACGUGGGAUCCAGUCUUCUGCUAGAAGAGUCCGAGCUCCUCCACUGGCUGAAAUCCUUGUCGGGCGAGCCUUUGCUGGAUAAAGCUUUGAACUUGUUUGAGUUUGAUCACGUCUAUCCACAAUCCGCAUCUUUUGCCUACACUGCCAUCCUAUACGGCGCACUUGGUACGCCGUGCUUCAAAAGGUUCCACUCAAUCCUCAGCGACUCCUCAAAAACUCAGGACCUUGUGCGGUAUGUGGCACGGCCAUUCCUUCCAGAUGGUUGCGAAGAGUCGUGCUCAGCUUGUAGUAAAGCAGGGGUCGGCGAGCCACUCAACCUUGCGGGCUACGGUGUUGAGCUUGCGCUGAAAAACAUGGAGUACAAAGCUAUUGACGACAGCGAAGUCAAAGCUGGUGGAUCAUCUGAAGAUACCUCUGCUGAGGAUCCCCUGGCUCAAGAAGUCAGAGGGUUUAUCUUCUCGAGGCUUCUUGAACGUAAGCCUCAUCUUGAAGGGGAGCUCAUGACGUUCAGAGACCAGUUACUGUCGUCCGAGAUAUCGGACAGCAUGAAUGUCUGGGAAGUAAAAGAUCUUGGAUACCAAGCAGCUCAGAGAAUCGUAGGAGCAUCUGAACCAUUACGGCUGAUGCAGGAGUUGAACCAAAACUUUCCAAAUCUCGUGUCGUCAUUGUCUCGCAUGAAGAUCAAUGAGACCAUCAAGCAGGAAAUAGUUUCCAAUCAGCAAAUGAUUUCACCAGGAAGAAAUCUUCUUGCUAUCAAUGGGGCUUUAGUCAAUCCCGAGAGCCUUGAUCUUUUCACGUUGAUUCAUAUGGUGCAUCAAGAGCUGUCCUUUGCUGAUAAGAUACUGAAAAUGAAGGUUCCUUCUAGUUCUGUGUCGAAGCUUUUGAGGCUACCUGAGCCGGUUGAAUCAGUUGCAGUGAGAGUGGAUUUUCGCUCCAAGGAUUUUGUACACUAUCUGAAUGAUCUUGAAGAAGAUAAUAAAUACAAUAGGUGGAGGACAAAUCUGAACGAGCUAUUAAUGCCAGCUUUUCCAGGACAGCUUCGCUACAUCCGAAAGAACUUAUACCAUGCAGUCUACGUACUAGACCCGGUUUCCGUGAGAGGACUCAGAACGGUGGAGAUGAUUCUGCACUAUUAUCAUAACAACUUGCCAAUGCGUUUUGGUCUCAUCCUGCUCUCGGCGGCAGAUUUGCAUUCAUUAGACGAAGAAAAUGGAGCUCGUGAGAAGGACGAUUUAUCCAGCUUGAUGAUACGUCUUUUUCUUUACGUUAAGAAUACGGGAGGAGUUUAUAACGCUUUUGAGUUUCUAAAAAACGUUUUGGACUCUUAUUCCGAAGAUUCUGAAGAAAACUAUACUGAGGCUAGACAUAUUGAGGAAGGAUUUGUUAAAUCACUCGGGACUAUGACGAAAACCAGUGCUAUGGAGGUCUUUUCCAAAUUGAAGAAUGGUGAAGAUUAUAGAAGGGAAGCAUUUGAAAGCAGCCAGUUUGUAUACAGACUUGGUUUAUCCGAAGUAUAUCCAUGCCUCCUCAUGAACGGUCUCGUUUAUGGAGAAAGUCAGCCACAAUUUUCAGUGAUGGCGGCCAUGAAUGAAGAACUCCCUAAAAUACAAGAAAUGGUCUACUUCGGUCAAAUACAUUCGCGGACAGAUGUUUUAGACAAGUUUUUAGCAGAGGAAGGCCUUAAAAGAUAUAACCCAAAGAUAGCUGGCACUGGGAAAGAUUCGAAGUAUGUGUCAGUUGCACUGGUGGUUUCUGAGAGCCAUCCAGUUGUAUGUAGUCUCCAGUAUCUGCACACACCUGGAACCGAAGACGACGUAAAACCUGUAACUCACUGGCUACUUGUUGACUUGACGAAGGAAUCUGGUAUACGUCUGUUGACGCAAGGUGUCCGCUACAUCAUGGAAGGUACAGACAGAGGGCGUCUUGCUAUUCUACAUAACAUGAAGGAUGCGGACAAUACUCCAGAAUCAUCAAAAGAGUUACUGCUUCCCCGACUUGUUAGUCACGUUAUGCAGGCAUCAAGUCGCCGAGCAAAAUACCUGCGGUUGUUACAUUCUUUUUUAACGCAUUACAAGUCAGGCACUUUUGGGGAGGUUCUGCAUUUGUAUUUGAGUACUGCUAAAGAGAUGGGUCUGGACAUUGCGAAGGAGGCAAUCUUGGAGUCCUCUACAUUAUCUACUCAGCUUUUACAGUUCCAUAAAGAAAAGAAGUUUGUAGCGGAAUUGUUUGGCAUCAGGCCAGGUAUUAACGCCGUAGUUACAAAUGGGCGGAUUUCUAUUCAAGACUCAAAACCUUUUAUUGCGGAAGACCUCAUGCUUUUAGAAUCACUAAUGUAUCGGCGAAGGAUAAAGGACGUACGGGAAAUUAUUGAAGAUGUGAAGUGGGAAGGUUUAGAACCUGAUGACAUUACAAGUGCGUACCUAAGCACCGUCAUCAUGGCAGUCUCAUCCACAAUGGCGUCGCGCACUCGGAGCUCCGAGACGGCACAGUUUGAGCUCCUCAAGGCUGAUCACAGUGCUAUUGUCCGGCAUGUCGAUGGCUCGCCGAUUCAAAUCGAUGCGGUCAUCAACCCGCUGAGUGCUCUUGCUCAAAGACUGACUCCUCUUCUGCUGAUGCUUGAAGAAUGGCUCCAUCCAAGUAUACGUAUAGUCUUGAAUCCGAUGAGCUCACUGGGGGACGUUCCCCUAAAGAAUUUCUACAGAUACGUUCUACCGUCAAAAGAAGAGUUUUUAUCAGGUGGUAUCGGGCCGCAUGCGAGGUUCUCCAACAUGCCCCCAUCGAAGACGCUAACGCUUAAUCUAGAUGUACCCGAGCCAUGGCUUGUAGAGCCUGUCGUGGCUAUUCAUGACCUGGAUAAUAUUGUUUUGGAAAAGCUCGACGAUGAAAGAACUUUGCAUGCCGUUUUUGAGCUUGAAGCUCUUAUGAUAACAGGACACUGUUAUGAACACAAUGAGCCGCCUCGUGGACUUCAACUUAUCUUAGGAACUAAGCAGCACGCUCAUGUGGUCGACACCAUUGUCAUGGCCAAUCUUGGCUAUUUUCAACUCAAAGCUGCUCCCGGGGUAUGGACUCUUGGUCUAGCCAGAGGCAGAUCGAGCGAGCUAUACACUUUACAAGGACAUAAACAAGGAACGGAUGAGGGUCCGAUCAGCAAGCAAAUCUUAGUUGCUGACAUGAGAGGAGAACUAGUACAUCUUGAGGUGGUAAAACGAAGAGGGAUGGAAGAUGAGAAGCUGUUGGUAGUGGAUGACGACAACGGGAAGAAAACAUCUCUAAGCGACAAGACGAAAGGUUUCUUUGAAUGGGCUGCGAAUAUUAUGGGCACAGGAGAAAAGAAAACUUCAAAACAGAAUACCUCGGCUUCAGCGAGGCAUGGUGAAACCAUCAACAUUUUCUCGGUUGCGUCGGGGCAUCUAUACGAGCGUUUUCUAAAGAUUAUGAUGCUCAGCGUUUUGAAGAAUACUAGACGGCCAGUGAAAUUUUGGUUUAUCAAGAAUUAUCUUUCUCCACAAUUUAAGAAUUUGAUACCUCAUAUGGCUGUCGAGUAUGGCUUCGAAUACGAGCUUGUAACGUACAAGUGGCCUACCUGGCUUCAUAAGCAGACUGAAAAGCAACGAAUCAUAUGGGCCUAUAAGAUUUUGUUCCUUGACGUGAUUUUCCCUCUCUCUCUCAAAAAGGUUAUCUUCGUGGACGCUGAUCAAAUAGUGCGUGCUGACAUGGGGGAACUAUAUGACAUGGAUAUAAAGGGCAGACCCCUCGCUUACACGCCUUUCUGCGAUAACAACAAAGAUAUGGAUGGUUAUCGCUUUUGGAGUCAGGGAUUCUGGAAGGAACAUCUGCAAGGAAAACCUUAUCACAUCAGUGCGCUCUACGUUGUGGAUCUUGAUAAAUUCCGCCAAACAGCAGCCGGUGACAACCUGCGUGUAUUUUAUGAAAAUCUAAGCAAAGAUCCAAACAGCCUUUCCAAUCUCGACCAGGAUCUUCCAAAUUAUGCUCAACAUACGGUACCGAUAUAUUCUCUCCCUCAAGAAUGGCUGUGGUGUGAGUCUUGGUGUGGAAAUGCCACCAAGGGCCGAGCAAAGACAAUCGAUUUGUGUAACAAUCCCAUGACCAAGGAGCCCAAACUACAGGGCGCCAGAAGAAUUGUCCAAGAAUGGCCGGCCCUUGACGAAGAAGCGCAACUUUUUACCAAAAGGAUCCUCGGCAAAGGCAGGGACGAGGAGAACACAAUGCAAGUGCCCAAGGAACCUUCUUCCACAAACGAUGCUGACGUGAAAGACGAGUUGUGAGCUCUUAGUAGCAUACGAACGAACGGUAAACGAGUCAAGAGUUUGAUUUAUUUUAUUGUAUUCAAAACGCGUCUGGGACGUGGUUCCAUGAAUGAUUGGUUUAUGCGCUUCUCA